AUGUCCUGUUUGAAUCCUGUUCUGCUCCAGACCUACCUGUUGCUCUGCUUGAGCCUGCUGACUUGCAAUGUGGCCAACUCGGCCUUCCUGCGUCCCAUCGACCUGAGCCAACUGGCCAAGUCCUCCAGCCUCCAGCAACAGCAGCAACUGCGCGUCGAACUCAACCGGGACGAUGGCAACAACGACGAUGACUCCACCACCCUGGCGCCCAACUCUAGCGAGGACUACGACAGCCGUCCCCAGUACAGCUUCGCCUACGAUGUUAGGGACACUCUGACCGGCGACGACAAGCGGCAGGAGGAGAAGCGCGAUGGCGAUCUGGUCAAGGGUCAGUACUCGCUGAUUGAACCCGAUGGCACCCGUCGCAUUGUGGAGUACACGGCCGAUGAUGUGAGCGGCUUCAAUGCCAUCGUCUCCAAGCAGCGUCUGGAUGAGCAGCAACAGCAAAGGAUCUCCGCCUCCGCAUCGACCUCGUCGCGAUUCAACAGCCUGGAGGAGCUCCAGACCCGACUCACCGCCCAGGCCCUUGCCGAAGCUCAGUCUCUGGCGGAGGCCCAGCAGGCCAGUCAACGGGAAUCGGAGAACCAGGCACGUGCCCAGGCCCAGCAGCUGAUGGAGCAGUUCCAGCAGCAGGUGCAGCAACAGGAGCAACAGCGUCUGCAGCAGGAGCAGCAGCUGAGGGAACUACAGCGUCUGCAGGAGCAGCGUGACCGUGAGGACCGUGAGCUGAGGGAGCGUGAACAGCGGGAGCGGGAACAACGUGAACGGGAGCAGCGAGAGCGGGAGCUUCGUGAUCGUGAGCUGCGUGACCGUGAGCUGAGGGAACGUGAGCAGCGUGAGCGGGAACAGCGCGAACGGGAGCAGCGGGAUCGUGAGUUGAGGGAGCGUGAGCAGCGGGACCGGGAGCAGCGUGAGCGCGAGGAUCGUCGCCAGCAGCAAUUGGAACGUCGCCAGAACCAGAACCAGCGCCUCCUUGACCAGACCCUGCUCCUGACCCAAAGCCUGCCCAGCAUCCAGGCCACCGUUGUCUCGCACCCACCGACUCUGCUGGCCUCUCGGCUGCCGUCCUCAACCACCAGGACCUCCACAACCACUCUGCUGACCCGUGACCGCGACCUCGAAGCCUGGCGCCAGCUGCCCAGUGCCCGCCUUGCCAUUGACCGCAGCUCCCAGCCCUUGAUCCUCAGCCAGCCCUCCAGUGCAUCGAUCCAAGCUCAACUGAUCAGCUCUCCCCUGCUGCUGGAGUCCGCCAACCUGAAUGGCCUAAUCAGCACUCGCCUGAACGGCAACGCCGCCAGGGCAGGAGCCGCUCUCAGCUGGACCAAUGGACGCCGCAUCCUUAACAACGAUCUCUGGCAGCUGGACAGCCGGGAGAACACCAGCCGGGAGGACAACCGGCGGGACGAGAACCGCCGGGAGGAGAACCGCCGGGACGACAACCGCCGGGAUGACAACCGACGGGACAGCGAGGAGCGUCGCUCCCAGACCUGGUAA
Messenger RNA from Drosophila bipectinata, 1494 nucleotides. It is a transcript of the gene Crys, whose product is annotated as Crystallin. The record is from RefSeq and is a predicted model, not a curated record. Gene Ontology annotation, cellular component: extracellular matrix. NCBI's taxonomy places the organism in Eukaryota, Metazoa, Arthropoda, Insecta, Diptera, Drosophilidae.